AUGUCUGGCGGUGACGAGCAGGGUUUUGAUGUCCGGUAUUGCGAGCCGCCUCCGUUUGGGCGACAAUCGUCGGCCCCGGUAUUUGGCCAAUCUGUCAAUGAGCACACUACCACUUCUUUAGGUGACUCGCCGACCGACUCUUUCUCCCCCCAGGCACAAUCAUCGACCACGUAUUUUUCACCGUCGGGCUCCAUUCGUCCCCAUAAUUCCUCUUCCGCAAAUCACCUGUCGGGCGAUCAAUUGCAAGAUAGUAGAGGGGUGUCUCCAGACCCUGCUGACUAUUAUCGCCAGCGUGGAUCCCUGCCAGGAACAUCGUCCAAUGUAAGAGAGGGGUUCGGCGAUGUAAUAACGGGCAUGGCUGCGGCCAACUAUCCUGCAGUCGGUGACAAAGUGUCACCCCUGCCAACAAACAUGUUGGAGUCAUCGCGCGCUAGACGUCAACCAUAUCGCUCAACCUCAGAUUCUCCAACAUUAGGAGCUCCCUCUGCCAACAUACCUCCGUUGAAAACGAACCAAAGAUCACGACAGCCAUCGUUCAAAGAUCUUGUCAACAAGUUCAACAAAACGUCCGAUCAGAUCUUACCUUUGCCAUCUGUUUCUCGUCCGGCCUCAAGGGCACCAAGCCCUUCCGGAAGUGUUGACGGAGAGCGAAAUCGGGUAUUGCCACGACGUCGUCAGUAUCGUGAUUCCCUACCAGAGUCGACCACCAAUUCUCAAGCGAUAGUCGAUUCGACCCCAUCGUCGCCGGAGAUAGAGAGAUUCGGUCCGCCCCUAGACACAAACGGUGCUAUUCCGCCACCUCUGUUUCAACGGACCCCGGUGUCGCAUCCUCGCCGGCCAUUAUUCGGUGAACUGUUGCCGAUCAACACACAGAUUCACAACGGAGUCAUAUCGCGUCUACAACAACGCCGCGGGUCGGAUGGAAGUAUUCCAAGUCCAAACCCAGCCUUCCUUGAGCAUCACGAUCAAUAUCCCGCAAAAUCACCACUUACACCUACUGCAUGGUAUCUUGGACACACAACUUCUUUGGAGGCCGUCCACGGGAUAAAUACAACCGGUAAACAUCGCCGAGUUCAAAGUGACUUGGAUAAAAUAAGAGAACCCCUUGCAGAACCGUGGAAUCCUGAAAUGGCGGUACCUGCGCCCUUGCGCCGGACCAAACCCGGCCAUGGAUCGCCCCCGGACAGUCCAAAUUCCAAGUCUCGCAUUCCUGUCUUCUCGCACCGCCUCACUGCUUCCGGCCCCGAAAGCUUAUCACCCUCCUCCAAUCCAACCUUCAGCAGCCGAUCCGCUGCCAUCACCUCGCCGCCCAAGGGCAGUAGUCGCCUUCCUAUUCCGUCACCUAAACAAAGUCCUCCUCGCAUGCCAGCAGACGAUCCCUCUUCGUUCGCGACAACCUCGCGUGGUAGACGGGAUCUAACAAUUGGCCGAACCCGCAAUCAAUUAUCUGAAUCCAGCCGGCGACUUCAGGCCUACAUCGCUGAGCCGCCGCCCAAAAAGUCGCCUCCGUUGCGCAGUUCACGACCUCGACAACCCGUCUCACAUGCCAGCCACAGCGGCUCGCGGUCUCGUCCUGAACGCAAAUUACCCGAAUUGGGCAAGGUUGAUUUUGACGCUCGUCGGCGGCACAUUCAACAGGCCAUCAACCGACACUCAGGCACCCCCCUUGCUGAAAAGAAUCAGAAUGACAGAGGACCGGACAUAUCAACUGCUGCAAAGGCAAAGCUUCGACAUCACGCUUUGGCGCGAGAGCAGGAGACGCAUGAAGACUUCAAGCAACCGACAGAUGAACCUACAAUUACCCCCAACGUACCCAUGACUAACGCGCCGUCAUCCGAUGAGAUGAUUACGAUGGUCGAAGAGGUGACCGACUCGGUUGAGUAUAAGGAAAAUAUGGUUCAUGCCGUGCCUAGGCUGCACCUCAACACUGCCCUGCCGGCCUCGGAUAUGGCAGCGCCCCACACAACAAUGGACUCUCCCACCCUUGGCCUCCCACAGGGUAUGAAUUCGACGACUGCAGAUCAAAAACAGCCUACCAAUGGUGUCAUAACACAUUCGGCUGCUACGUCGGACUCCGGCGAUACCCAUGUCACUACUUUUGAUCCGGAGCCGCAGUCCGGGCUGUUGCAGCGCAAUCCCAGCAUUUCUCAUCGAACUAUUCUGGAUCAAAUAAUGCAAAUCCGCGACAGCCCGAGUGACGACUCAUGCGAUGAACCCGAUUGUAGUCUGUCAGAGAACGACGACAGAGAAUCCAUCCAGAUUAUGCUUGGAGAUACGACCUAUUACAAUUCGUCUAGCAGCACCAAUACUCAAGAGGCUGAGCAUUCAUCAAUGAACCGGGCUCAAAAUGGGACUCAUCUUCACAACCGAUGGAGCAUCAGUUCAUGGUCCUCUAUACAAAACCAACAUUCCACCUGUGACGAGCAGUGUGACGAGAGUGGGGAUGAUUCUCUGCUACAAGGCCGUGAAACAGAACCACCAACUGAAACUUGUUCAGCUGUCUCAACAAGGCCAGCUUCAAUAGUGGACAAUGAAUCAUCAGUUUCGACCCAAUGCCUUCUCUACCCCCCAAGCUUGGCUAGAUUGGGCAAAUGGGACUCGAAGCGUGCCACUCAGCUUUAUCUGGAGGAGUUGACGCGAGGCAGGAGCCAAUACCCUGGCUCAACAAUUCACAUCUCGUCCGAGCCUCGAUCUCAUCCCAUGGAUACACGUACAAAUGGGCGACCCGGUAGUCUGACUGACGAUCCAGUCAUCGUGCCAGAAUUCCAAGAGUUCCGUGCCUCCGAUAAACUCUCACACACGGCUAGUUUGGUUGGACGAGAUGAUUGGGAACAUGCAUCUCCCUCUAUCAUGGACUGGAUGCAGGUUGCAGCUGAAGAUGAAGUUAUGACUCCGGACACUGAAACUGAUGGCAUGCGUACUGAAGGGUUGCUCACACCACGCGUGGUGCCUUCGGCAGUCCACGACGUGGGCGCAUCGAGUACAAACAGUGGUCUUGGACUCUCCGUUGAUAUCCAAGCUCCCAACGAGCAGACCCAGGCUAGUGUUUUCCCUUCAUCAACAUUCCCCCCGUCUUCAACAACUCAAUCACUCGAUAAUGAACCUCCUGGAGGUGAAAAUCCGCUUAUCUCUUCGGGCCACAUUGGACUCAACCACGGUAUACACACUGCUGCGGGACACAGCCCGGGUAGCAGUCAAGACUCUUCAUUUCAAACUUUGGAGUCUAUUCAAUCUUCUAUGGCCGCUGACUCCUCCGCUACUUCGCUUAUUCCGUCUACUGAGCAAACCAUUAGGGUUGAGCCAAAGGAUUCACCUUCUCCGGAACAACGACGUCUCAAGAAGCGGCGUCACAUAAUCAAAGAACUUGUUGAUACGGAACACACCUUUGGUCAUGAUAUGAUAAUCAUUGAGGAUAUCUACAAGAGUACCUCGCUCACAGUGUUGGAUCCCGAUGAUGUCAAGGUUCUCUUCGCCAAUUCCGAUCAAGUCGCGGCAUUUUCCGACAAGUUUUUGUAUGAUCUAAAACAAGCAGCUCAAAGCAUCUACGUUAUACCAAAGGCUCUGCGAUGGACCAGCAAGCGAAAGCGCAACAAUCAGUCUGCCGAGUCCACUACCCCAGAGGCCGAUGAAGCAGCCGAGCUUGCAGGAAUGUCAGAGCUCGAAAAGGAUCGCGCGACCUCUGUGGGUCAGAUUUUUGUCACCCACAUGGCGCAGAUGGAAAAGGUGUACACCGACUACUUGAAGAACCACGAUACUGCAAACAAGAAACUUCAGGUUGUGCAGCGUAAUCCGAAAGUCAGCUUUUGGCUGAGCGAAUGUCAGAAGGGUGCUAUGGAUCUCACCACCGCCUGGGAUUUGGACUCUUUGCUUGUUAAACCCGUGCAAAGAAUCUUGAAGUAUCCCCUUAUUCUCCGCGAUCUAUUGGAGUCCACGCCAAACGACCACCCCGACCGAGCGGCGAUUGCCAGUGCCCUGGAAGAGGUCACAAAUGUUUCUCAUCGUAUCAACGAGCUGAAGAAACGAGUAGACCUUGUUGGUCAAGCCGUCGGUCGAAAGCGCAACCAGUCCGAUGUGCGCACCGGUCUGUCUAAAGCAUUUGGUCGCCGCACAGAGAAAUUCAGACAGCAAGUUGGCCUCUCCGACCUGUUUGAAGAUAAAACCUAUGAUUCGCUAGCGCAAAAGCUUAGCGACGGCUAUUUCCAGUUGCAGGUUGUCAUGCGUGACGCCGAGAGUUAUUCCCGAGAUGUGCAACUUUACGUGAACCAGUUCAAUGAGUAUGCCGAUUCGAUUGAAGAGAUUGUUAGCAUGUCGCCUUCUCCGUAUCCACAAUUGGAGAUCAAGUGGCAUCAGUUCAAGAUGACAGUUCAGGAACUUGUGAAGACUGCUCUGCCAGAACAUCUUGCUGUCGUCCGCAAAACGGUUAUUGAUCCGAUGGUUGAACUACUAGGACUAUACAAUGCACCCCAGCGAGUCAUGCGGAAGCGCGACAAGCGACUCCCGGAAUAUGCGCGCUACAAAGCCAUUAAAGACCGUGGCGACAAACCUGAUAAGAAGACUAUCGAACAGGGCGAGCAAUUCCUGGCUUUGAAUGAUACUUUGAAGGAUGAAUUGCCUAAGCUCUAUGCGUUGACUGCCAAACUGAUGGCAGCAUGUCUGAAGAACUUUAUCGAAAUUCAAACUGUGUGGUACAGCGUUCUACAGAAAAAGAUUGGUGUUCAUGUGGAAUUAUUCCCCAAUGACCUCGACAGGCUCAUCAGCGACUUCAAUAGCGACCACACUUUAAUGGAAGCACGAGUGGCGGAGCUAAGCUCUUGCAACGGGGCGAUGAUAGCUCAUUCGCUCAAUUUGGUCCCACUUUCACCCAGUGAGCGUCAAAACCCCAUGUCACCUCGCCGUCCUUCUACGGUGAACAGCUCAAAUGCGCGACCUGGGUCUAUGAACGAUGAUUCACCCAAAAUGUCCCGGGAUUUCAGCGUCGGCAGCCAAUCAUUCCAGUCUCCUCAGAUAGAAAGCCACUCCAGCCGCAGCAGCCGUUACCGGGCUGAUUCCAUUCUAUCUGGUCGAAUUGUCCCAGGCACUCCCAAUCAACUGCUGCAGCAAGUUACCAGUUCUUCCACCCCUGGGAGGACGAGUGACGUCGAGCCGUUCCCAAGCUUACCGAGACUCAGCCUAGACACACCUUUCCUCGAGGAUGUGAUCAACAGCUCCUCGCACUCGAGCAAUGCGCCAACCUCCCCGACUGAUCGAUACUCGGGAUUUUUCUCGUCUGCCAUGCCCAUGUCGGAUGUGCCAAGUGAUACCGUUGUGGAUGGACACUUUGAACGCAGCGCCCCUCCCGUAGGCCCUGCAACGUUGUUCUGCGCGGCGAGUGUUUAUGACUUUGAAAUCGACGCUCGUACCGAGGGUGGAUAUCCCUAUCUGACCUACGCGUCCGGGGAUAUCUUCGACGUCAUAGGCGAGAAGGGCGAGCUUUGGCUUGCCCGUAAUCAGGACGAUGUUACCAGGACAGUUGGGUGGAUUUGGAACAAGCAUUUUGCCCGACUCAGCACCUGA
This is a messenger RNA of Penicillium robsamsonii, 5553 nucleotides long. Its product is annotated as putative Rho guanyl nucleotide exchange factor. NCBI's taxonomy places the organism in Eukaryota, Fungi, Ascomycota, Eurotiomycetes, Eurotiales, Aspergillaceae. The transcript has 4 exons. Gene Ontology annotation, molecular function: protein binding; guanyl-nucleotide exchange factor activity. The coding region runs from base 1 to 5553 and encodes 1850 amino acids. Gene Ontology annotation, biological process: intracellular signal transduction. Gene Ontology annotation, cellular component: cytoplasm. The record is from RefSeq and is a predicted model, not a curated record.